This is a messenger RNA of Clarias gariepinus (North African catfish), 2364 nucleotides long. RefSeq names its product zinc finger protein 276 (gene znf276). The transcript is spliced from 11 exons. Gene Ontology annotation, molecular function: chromatin insulator sequence binding; zinc ion binding. Gene Ontology annotation, biological process: regulation of transcription by RNA polymerase II. NCBI's taxonomy places the organism in Eukaryota, Metazoa, Chordata, Actinopteri, Siluriformes, Clariidae. The record is from RefSeq and is a predicted model, not a curated record. The coding region runs from base 236 to 1735 and encodes 499 amino acids. Gene Ontology annotation, cellular component: nucleus; kinetochore; chromosome.
UUCCGGGUUCCGUUGUUUACUUUCUCCUCAGUGUGUGUGUGUAAGACAUUAAAAAACACCGCAAACAGCUUUUAAUUUAACAUUUUAUCUUUGUUUAUAAGGUCCGUAAUCGCUGUAAAUCAUCCUGCAGGGAGGGUUUAUGGCUCUUAUGGUUGCGCGCGUGUGUUUAAUGAGAGGAAAGUGCGCGCGCUGUUUCCGGUGUGCUGAUUGAUCCAACAGGAAGAAGUGCUGAGUAAUGAAGGGGAGAAAGAGUCGGGCUAAACGAGCUAAACACUCACACACACACAGUGCGGAGACACACAACAGCACACAGACUGCUGCAGGCAGACUGAACACACAGAUCUGCCGGUUGUGUCAUGGCCGGUUCUCAGCGAGAAAGCUGCGGCGGGCGUUCGGGUCACAGCCCGGCCCGGUCGCCUGGCCUUCAUCACCUGAACACUCGACCCGGCGCUUCUGUUCGGACUUUCAGCAGCUGCUGGGCGUGGCUGUGCGGCACGACUCAUCACUCUCUCCCUACGUCUGCUCCGACUGCCACGCCCAGUUCUACCAGUGUCACGGCAUCCUGCGGGCCUUCAGACACCGAGUCAACUUAACACCCUCACUCAACACCAACGCUGAGGGGUCCAGUUCAACAUGGACGCCGUUCACAGACGAGUCAGAUCAGUCCUCUCCGCCCAUCACCUCCGACCCCCACUGUUUGCUGCGGCUAGUGUCGUGGACUCAUGAGCACGCGGGGAGCUGCAGUUUCUCUCCUGGCCUGCAGGAGGUGCUGGAGGAGCAGUGUGGAGGCGUGGCCAAGGUGGUGUGGAGCUGCGGGGACGGACACUCCUACACCAUGGACACCGGCGUGUGGGAGAGACAAGGGGACGACACACACGCGCACAACCACCAGCCGAUCACAAGCAGGGAAGAAAACUCCGCCCACUCCCAUACGGAGCAGACGCGGAGCUCCGCCUACAGUCGCUUACACGCCAUGGAGACGGACGGAGCUCCGCGAGGAGACCAGCUCCCAUCACCUGCUCAGCGUGGAGAGGACAGCGACCUGUCGGACAGGAAUUUCUCCAGUGAGGAUGAGGAGGAGGUGAGGAAGAGCAGCGAGGAGGACGGCGCUCACACUCCUCCUGACACGAUACUGAGCCCUAACAAGAUGAAAAGUAAAGAUGUGAAGAACCUGCAGCCUAAAAAGAGGAAGAAGCCCGGACCCAAACCUGGCUGGAAGAAGAAGAUCAAAUCAGAGCGAGAGGAACUGCCCACCAUCUAUAAAUGUCCCCAUCAGGGCUGUACGGCAGUGUACAGAGGAGUGGACGGGAUGAAGAAGCAUGUGAAGGAGCACCACGGGGAGGUGAGGGAGCGGCCCUGUCCUCAUCCCGGCUGCAACAAAGUAUUCCUGAUCGACCGCUACCUGCAGAGACACGUCAAACUCAUACACACAGAGGUAAGGAACUACAUCUGUGAUCAGUGCGGUCGGACGUUUAAACAGAGGAAACACCUCUCUGUGCACCAGAUGAGACAUUCAGGAGCAAAACCGCUACAGUGUGAAGUGUGUGGGUUCCAGUGUCGUCAGAGAGCGUCUCUAAAGUAUCACAUGACCAAGCACAAGGCGGAGGCGGAGCUUGAAUUUGCGUGCAGCGUGUGUGAGCGGCGCUUCGAGAAAGCGCACAACCUGAAUGUCCACAUGAGCAUGGUGCACCCGCUGUUACAGGAACACAACACACACACGGCAGACACCGGCUGAGAGUGAACACACACACACACACACACACACGCAGACAGAUUUAUCAGUUACACAGUGUAUUACAGUGUUUAACACACACACACACAGUGACACUAAUCACACCGGCUGUGUUACAAAUCACUCAAAAGUCCCUACAUAGGGAGCUCGUUACAGCUCUGUGUGUGUGUGUUUUCUGAAGGUCCUCAUUAGAACACCUGUCAGGAGGAGUGUCCUACAUGUCUUUUAGAUAUACACACACACACACACGGUGGGCUGAGCAGUCACUCCCGCGCACACUCAACACACAUUAAGUGCACUUCACCGCAUCACUGUGUUUGUGUUCCGCUUCACUCUACAGAACACACUCCAGUCCGUUUACUUCCUGUUCCCGGUUGUGUCGAAUAGACUUCCCAGAGUUCCAUUGCGUGCCCAUGAUUACCCACAAUCCUCCUCCAUAGAGAGAGCUCAUCACACACACACACACCGACGUCUUCUAAUCAGUGCAAGUCAGCAGGUCAAAGGUCAUCAAUGGUCAACAGGGCCGCGAGUGCAGCUGCCACCUCGGGGUCGAGCUCCGUGCAGCCCGCCUCCAUCUGAGAUAGAAAGAGAGAGAAAAACUGUUUAUAACACACACACACACACACACACAC